AUGUGUGUAAGUUUUGGCGACUGCGACUUUGAGAAAGGGCUGUGCUCUCUGUCCCAGAGCACCGAUGACGAGUUAGACUGGGAACGACGCCAGGCGAAAGGCGAAAAUGAGUUCUACUCGACCCUGCCGUCACGUGACCACACCAUGGGCAAACCCGGCGGCUCCUACUUGGCGAUCCGCUCGCCAAUUUUCCCGCUCUUUUCCCGGAAAGCCCGCCUGGAAACUCCCAUCAUACCCGGCGGCCGGAAGUGCCUGACGUUCUACUACUGGAUCAAGACCGAAUAUCUGGCGGAUAGGAAGCCCUUGAAGAACGAACUGAACGUUUACGUCAUGUACGAAAGCGUGCUUGAGGAUCCCGUCUGGAGCAUUAGAGACGGGGACCUGUGGAGCAAGGCACAAGUCACGAUCAAAGCAGAGAGAGACUUCCAGAUCCUGUUUGAAGGGACGGUGAAGUUGGAUGCUAAAGGCACCAUCGCCAUUGAUGACAUCAGCCUGGCCGAGGGAGAGUGUGACGAGGACUGUUGGGAGACGUUUUACGGGUGCUGCCCGGACGAAGUGACGGCGGCGGCCGGGCCGAACUUCCAGGGCUGCCGGCAGACCUUCGCUGCGGAGCCCGCCGGGGGACUGGACAGGUCCCGGUUCGAGGAGCUGUACGUCAGGAGCAGCGACUCUGCGGACUGUGAUUUCGAAGCGGGCCUGUGUGAGUGGCUACAGGCCGGGGACGACAACGUGGACUUCACGCGCGUGAGGGGACAGGCCCGCACGCUGCAGAACACGCUGCCUGUAGCGGACCAUACCACACGGACGGGUGCGGGCUGGUACCUGACGCUCCAGUCGCCCAUCCAGCCGUACUUCGCGCAGGCUGCCCGCCUGACGUCAUAACCUGACGUACGUGUG
This is a messenger RNA of Branchiostoma floridae (Florida lancelet), 897 nucleotides long. RefSeq names its product MAM and LDL-receptor class A domain-containing protein 1-like. The record is from RefSeq and is a predicted model, not a curated record. Gene Ontology annotation, cellular component: membrane. Bases 1 to 882 code for a protein of 293 amino acids. The transcript is spliced from 8 exons. Lineage: Eukaryota; Metazoa; Chordata; Leptocardii; Amphioxiformes; Branchiostomatidae.